UUUUCUUUUUCUCUAUGGUUUCUCCGUCUGUCUUGCUGGGUUGUGGUUCGGUUCUGUUUGCUGGGUUUCGUGGGUCAGAUCGGCGUGUGGGUUGUGGCCUGGUUCUGUUUUUAGACGAUAGGGAUUUACAUCCCAUCCAACUCGCCGGGUCGACUCGCUCUCCAUUUUCUCCUGAGUGAGUUUCUCUCUUACUCUCAUUUUUUGUUUCUCGCACUUUCCUACUAAAAACGAAAAACAAAAAUCUGGGUUCCUUGUCAUUUGUCGAUUCAGUACCCAUUUUCACUGUUUUUCAAGGUUGAAGGAAAGCAAUGUCAGACAAUUUAUCUAUGUUGGACUCUCUACCUCAUGAAAUCCUGACCAAUGUUUUCGUUCGCCUACCUAUAAAAUCCAUAGUAACAUGCACAGCAGUCUGCAAAACAUGGAAAUCUCUCAUCCAAAACCCAACCUUCAUUUCCAACCAUCUCCACCACUCCUCCAACAACAAUAACAACAAACACCCCCUACUCCUCUUCAGGCACUGCUCUUUGGAAAAUGAACAUUACGUUUUGCAUUUUGAUAACCAAGAUUUCAAUGAGUACACCAGGUUUGAUGACUUCCCUUUUCAAGGUCAAAGCUAUGAUGGAAUAUUUCUUGUAGUGGGUACUUGUAAUGGCCUCAUCUUCCUUGCUGAUGAUUUAUAUGGGCACCAUAAGUUCUUUCUCUGGAACCCUUGUGUUAGAAAGUUUGUCAAACUUCCUAAACCCAAUAUCACCUGCUUUUCACAUGACGCCUUUGACGCCUCUGUUGGGUUUGGAUUUGAUUCCAAAACCGAUGACUAUAAGGUGGUGAGGUUGGUGACUCUUGAAGAAAAAGGCCAAGAGGGUAAGUCUCCACCGGAGGUGGAGGUUUACUCACUCUCCACAGGAAAAUGGAGAAUGCUUACUGCUUCGCCUCCUAUAGGUGCUGCACGUGGUCGUAAGCCGGAGGCUUUUGUCAAUGGGGCUCUGCAUUGGGUUGCUUUAACGAAGACUGGGAACAAAUUUCUUAAUUUUGUUAUGGUGUUUGAUUUGGGGGAAGAGGUCUUCCGUGAGAUAGCACUGCCGAAACUUUCAGGUCAAAAUGGAGAUGAGUAUUGGGUGAGCGUAUCUAUUUCAGCGUAUGGGAAUUCCCUUGCCCUGUUUCAACAGGGGUUUUCUAUUAACCGUCUGCGUAUAUGGGUGAUGAAAGACUAUGCGGAUGCAUCAUCAUGGACCAAAAUUAUAAGUUUGUCUGAUUUAGUUUUCAUAGAGGGCAUACCAAGGUCUUGUAUACCUAAGGGUUUUAGGAAGAGUGGUGAGGUUAUUCUGGAAAUGUAUGGAGGAUACCUCGGCUCACGGGACCUUAAGACCAAAGAGUUUAAAGAUCUUAGAAUUCGUGGAUAUGCAUAUACUUUUGUUGAUUCUUAUGUUGAGAGCCUAGUUUUACUUGACAAACCCAACCAACAAAGGAAAAGACAGAAAAGAAAGAGGAACAACAACAGGAAAGGCAGCAACCUUGGAGGUAGGAAUUCAUAAGGCUUUCUCUGGGACGGCAUUGAUACUUUUCCUUAGAUAUGGAGUGGCCUAACUUGGACCUUUUGAAAUCAUGCUUGAUGAUGUGUUAUACGUAAUUAACAAACUUUAACUCAGGGAAAGAAAAGAUUCAACAAAGCGUUUUGAUGGGGUUUAGUUUCUUAGUAUUGGCAUUAGUUUUUAUGUCAAAAUGGAUUGUAGUAGUUAUUAUGUGAAUUUACUUUGUUAAAACUCAUUUGGGCUACACCACUCUUAUGUCUGUAAUUCUGGAUGAUAUUUAGUUUGGUUUCAGUGUGUUUAUAAAAAUGAUUUAGUGCUAAACCGUCUGCCAUGCUUGCAUUG
Molecule: messenger RNA, 1871 nt
Organism: Quercus lobata
Lineage: Eukaryota; Viridiplantae; Streptophyta; Magnoliopsida; Fagales; Fagaceae
Product: F-box/kelch-repeat protein At3g23880-like
Exons: 3
Coding region: 309-1532 (407 amino acids)
Molecular function (GO): protein binding
Source: RefSeq, a predicted model, not a curated record